This is a messenger RNA of Ascochyta rabiei, 2586 nucleotides long. Its product is annotated as Coatomer subunit beta'. The transcript is spliced from 9 exons. Gene Ontology annotation, biological process: intracellular protein transport; endoplasmic reticulum to Golgi vesicle-mediated transport; retrograde vesicle-mediated transport, Golgi to endoplasmic reticulum. Gene Ontology annotation, molecular function: structural molecule activity; protein binding. The record is from RefSeq and is a predicted model, not a curated record. Bases 1 to 2586 code for a protein of 861 amino acids. Gene Ontology annotation, cellular component: COPI vesicle coat. Lineage: Eukaryota; Fungi; Ascomycota; Dothideomycetes; Pleosporales; Didymellaceae.
AUGCGUCUCGACGUGAAGAGGCAGCUUUUUGCGCGCUCGGAGAGAGUCAAGGGCAUUGACUUCCACCCGACCGAGCCAUGGAUUCUCACGACCUUGUACAGCGGACACGUCCAUAUCUGGUCGUACAUUUCGCAAUCGAUCGUCAAGACAUUCGAGCUCACCGAUGUCCCCGUUCGCGCCGGCCGCUUCAUUGCAAGGAAGAACUGGAUCGUUGCAGGCUCCGAUGACUUCCAAAUGCGCGUAUACAACUACAACACUUCCGAGAAGGUCACAUCUUUCGAGGCACACCCAGACUACAUCCGCGCGAUUGCCGUCCACCCGACACAGCCCUUCGUGCUGACCGCCAGUGAUGACAUGACAAUAAAGCUGUGGGACUGGGAGAAGGGCUGGAAGUGCGUUCAAGAAUUCGCCGGCCACCAGCACUACGUUAUGGGCAUCGCCAUCAACCCCAAGGACCCUAACACCUUUGCCUCGGCCUGUCUCGACCGCACAGUGAAGAUCUGGUCGCUUGGCAGCUCCACCCCCAACUUCACCCUCGAGGCGCACGAGACCAAGGGUGUCAACUUUGUCGACUACUACCCUCAAUCUGACAAGCCCUACCUUCUCACGACAUCCGACGACAGAACCGUCAAGGUCUGGGAUUACACCACGAAGGCGCUCAUCGCGACGCUCGAGGGCCACACAUCGAACGUCAGCUUUGCUGUCUACCACCCUGAACUCCCUGUAAUCAUCUCCGGCUCGGAAGAUGGCACAAUCAAGAUCUGGCACUCGUCCACAUAUCGCCUGGAACAGUCACUGAACUACGGUCUGGAGAGGUCGUGGUGCGUUGCAUCCCAGAAGAGCAAGAAUGGCAUUGCGCUUGGAUUCGACGACGGAGCUGUGGUCAUCUCGAUGGGUCGGGAGGAGCCAGCAGUCAGUAUGGAUGCCGGUGGCAAGGUCCUGUGGGCGAAGCACAACGACAUUCUUGCAGCGACCAUCAAGGGCAACGAUCAGCUGAAGGACGCUGAGCGACUCACAUUGCCCUCCAAGGAUCUGGGGUCGACUGAGAUCUACCCUCAGUCCUUGCUCCACUCGCCCAACGGUCGUUUCGUUGCCGUCUGUGGCGAUGGCGAAUACAUCAUCUACACCGCUCUUGCGCUCCGCAACCAGGCUUUCGGAUCCGCACUGGACUUCUGCUGGGCCUCUAAAGACCACGACAAGGAUUAUGCCAUUCGUGAAUCUGCCACCAGCGUCAAGAUCUUCCGCAACUUUAAGGAGCGAAGCGUCCUCAACGUCGGUUUCUCUGCUGACGGGUUGAGUGGUGGCGUUCUUCUGGGUGUCAAGGGACAAGGUGGCAUUGGCUUCUAUGACUGGGACUCUGGUGCUCUUGUCCGAAGAAUAGAGGUCGAGCCCAAGAGUGUCUACUGGUCAGAGAGCGGCGAGCUCGUUACAUUGGCCACGGAAGAUACCUACUAUGUUCUACGGUACUCCAGAGAAGACUAUUUGGCGGCAGUGCAGAAUGGUGAGAUUGACGAAGACGGUGCGGAAUCUGCUUUCGAAGUCGUCUGCGACAUCAACGAGAGUGUACGCACAGGUUGCUGGGUUGGCGACUGCUUCAUCUACACCAACAGCACGAACCGCCUCAACUACCUGGUCGGUGACCAAACCUACACCAUCUCCCACUUCGACUCGCCUCACUACGUCCUUGGAUACCUUGCUCGUGACUCAAGGAUCUACGUUGCCGACAAAGAUGUCAACGUUGUAUCUUUCGCUCUUUCGCUGGCUGUUGUGGAGUACCAGACUUUGAUCCUCCGAGGAGAGCUCGAGGCUGCAGAGGAGACAUUACCCUCCGUGCCAAAAGACCAGAACAACAAGAUUGCGCGAUUCUUGGAGGGCCAAGGGUACAAGGAGAUGGCGCUCAAGGUGGCUACCGAUCCCGAGCACCGGUUUGACCUCGCCCUCUCGCUGGGUGACCUGCAACAAGCGACCGAGAUUGCUCGUGAACAGGACACAGAGCACAAGUGGAAGACUGUUGGUGACGCUGCCCUGACCGGUUGGGACAUCAAGCUUGCGCAAGAAUGCUUUGUCAAGGCCAAGGACUUGGGCUCUCUGCUCCUGCUCUACUCGGCCACAUCGGAUGACUCGGGCCUCCGCGAACUGGCCUCUCUUGCCGAGACCGCAACAGCGAACAACGUUGCUUUUUCAGCGCUUUGGCAGAUGGGCGACCUUCAAGCUUGUAUUGAUUUACUCGUCAAGACCAACCGCUUGGCCGAGGCUGUACUCUUCAGUCAGACCUACACACCUAGUGCAACAGCGGGUCUGGUCAAGCAGUGGAAAGCUAAUCUCGACAAGGAGAACAAGAGCAGGGUCGCUAAACUGAUUGGAGUACCUCCACAGGAUGGCGAGGGUGAUGAGGAUAUGUUCCCAGAGUGGGACGAAUACCUUCGCAUGGAGCGCGAGGGCGGCGUCGUCGAGGACCUCCUGGUGCAGGACGAUGAGGUCGACGCUGAGGCUGAAGAAGAGGUUGCCGAGGCUGCCGAGGCUGCCGAAGAAGAUGAGGAGGAAGACGAAGACGAAGAGGAAGACGAAGAGGAAGAGGAAGAAUAG